AUGGAAAGAGAUCAGGUACAGUUUCAAAAGCUGCAGACCUGUCAGAAUCUCACUGGGAAUGCUGGUUCACGGUCGAAUACUGGCUAUCUGAAAACACACAAAUCCCCCUUGGCCAGAUUCCCCCCACCCCCCUCCCCCGACUCCUCGGCCACCCUCCUCCUUUUUCUCUCCCACGCCAGCCCGGCUCCCAGCGCGCCCCUCCCUGCAGCGGUGGGUCCGCUCGCCCGGGGGCCUCCCGGGAGCAGAAGGAGGAGGAGACUUCGGGGGCGGGGCCCAGGAGCGCCGAGUGAAAGAUCGGGGGUCCCCUCCGCAGCCGCUCCUUCCUUUCCUCCCCCUCUUUUCCUCCGAGCACGCGCUCGCGCGCUCUCAGGGAUACCCACUCCCUCCCCCUUUGGGAAAGGCGGGCAGUCCCCGCGGGGGCAGGUCUCCUGGGGAGCGGGACCAGACAGGGGCGGGGAAGCAGCCCCCGCCGCUCCCUGGCCAGGGCGCGGGGAGAAGCCGAAGGCGCGGGCUGAUGGAGAGCUGAGAAGGGGCAGCCAGGGCGGCCGCCACCACAGCCACAGCCACAGCCACAGCCGGAGCCGCGGCCGCGGCCACAGCCGUGUCCCUCUCUCUUUGCUCGCUCCCUGCCUUCCAGGCUCGGGAAUCUUUCCCCGCCGGCGGCCAGCCGUCCGUCCGGAGGCAGGAGCGCAGGCCGGCCUGGAGGUGGUGCUCGCCGGCCCGCCUCGGCCGCUGCCAGGCUCCUCUGCGCCUUGCCCGGACAGCUGCGCUGCGCCUCCCGGAGGGGGAGGAGCGGCCGGCGGCCGGGCGAGCGGGCGCUGGGCUCUCGGCCCCCUUUCCUCGCCUUCAGUGUCCCCGCCAGCAUCCCUCCCAGCGCGCCCGGCGCGCCUCGGCGUGCGGCGAGCGAGGCGGGCCCAGGAGCGGACGGUGGGCUAUGCCGGGGGCGCGGCACUAACUUCCGAGGGCUCUGCCAUGGACGGGAAGACCCGAUCCUGCAUCGCUUGGGUGCCGGUGCUGGGGGCCCCCAGGCCUUCCCCGCGCCUCGCCCGCCGCCCCGCGCUGUGGUUAGCGGGGCUCAUGGUGCUGCUGCUGACCCUGCCGGCCUCCUGCGCAGCAGAUGAACUAUCUCUGGAGCAAGCGAAAUCAUUCUUAUACUCUGUGGAGCUCAUGUGAAGAAGAACACGGUGCAGACCACUACGCACAUGGCCUUAACAGAAGUUGCACCAGAAACACAGGAAAACCAAUUUUUUCCACGUAGUAGUGUCUUCAAUCUCCUACUUCUUUCGGCACAAACCUUUUUUAC
Dromiciops gliroides (monito del monte) is the source of this 1303-nucleotide messenger RNA. Its product is annotated as translation initiation factor IF-2-like. The record is from RefSeq and is a predicted model, not a curated record. The coding region runs from base 1 to 1173 and encodes 390 amino acids. NCBI's taxonomy places the organism in Eukaryota, Metazoa, Chordata, Mammalia, Microbiotheria, Microbiotheriidae. The transcript has 3 exons.